GGAAGUUCCUCUGUUGAUACGGCAGCAUAUUCCACUAAGUGCGCUUAAGUUUUCCUUUAGUUAUUCUGGUUAUGAACUUCGUGUUUUUCUCUUGAAUGAAAACACAACUUGCUUUCAUUAGGGUGGAUGCUAUUGAGUCAGCACUGCGAAGGCCUGGGCGUUUUGACUCAGAGAUAGAGGUUACUGUUCCUACAGCAGAAGAAAGGUUCGAGAUUCUUAAGCUUUAUACCAAGAAUCUACAUCUUGGUGAAUGUGUUGAUCUUCAAUCUGUUGCUGCAUCCUGCAAUGGUUAUCUUGGAGCUGAUUUACAAGCUUUAUGUCGAGAAGCUGCAAGACGUGCUUAUGGUAGAUUAUCAAGCUCAUCAGAGAGUGAGAAUGUGCUAACGCUAAUCAUGGAGGAUUGGGAGUCUGCUAAAUCUGUGGCCAAAAAUAGUGUGACAAGAGGGGUAAUUAAAGAAAUUCCAGCUGUUUCAUGGGAUGAUAUAGGAGGUUUGAAAGCUGUUAAGAAAAAACUUCAGCAAGCUGUUGAAUGGCCCAUCAAGCAUGCUGCUUCAUUUGAUAGACUUGGAAUAUCACCUAUCCGUGGGGUGCUAUUGCAUGGUCCACCAGGGUGCUCAAAGACUACCCUUGCAAAGGCUGCUGCUCAUGCUGCCCAAGCUUCUUUCUUUUCAUUAAGUGGUGCUGAGUUAUACUCCAAGUAUGUCGGUGAAGGUGAAGCUUUGUUGCGACGUACAUUCCAGAUGGCACGUCUUGCUUCUCCAAGCAUUAUAUUUUUUGAUGAGGCUGAUGCAAUUGCCCCUAAAAGAACUGGUCCCAGCGGGAACUCUAGUGGCAAUGCCACGGUUGGAGAAAGACUCUUAUCAACUCUAUUGACGGAAAUGGAUGGUUUAGAACUGGCUACGGGAAUUAUUGUAUUGGCUGCUACUAAUCGCCCAAAUGCAAUUGAUGCUGCUCUUCUGCGCCCAGGGCGUUUUGAUAUGGUUUUGUAUGUUCCACCACCAGAUGCGGAAGGUCGAUAUGAAAUACUACGCAUCCAUACACGCAAAAUGCCAUUAGGAGAUGAUGUGGAUCUUUGGAAGGUAGCAGAGCGUACCGAGCUUUUCACGGGCGCAGAUCUUGAAGGCCUGAGGGAAAGUCUGAGGUCAGAACGUUUUGUAUGUGACGAUAUUCACUUCCAGGCCGCGCUAAGAUCCUUGCGUCCAUCACUUACACAAUCAGUGGUUGAUGAGUACUCAAAUGCAGCCAUCCAUGGUCCAUUGACGAGGAGAAAACAUUAAAAGAUGUAUUAUUCUGGCGCACAAGCAUCAGUGUCGCCCAUUGUUGAUUCUGACUAGUUAUCAGAACAUUGUAUCAUCGGUCUGCUGUAUAUAUUGACCAAAGUUGUGACAUGUUCCCAUAUGAUUGCAGCGGCUUGUACUGUUUCCCC
This is a messenger RNA of Oryza sativa Japonica Group (Japanese rice), 1426 nucleotides long. RefSeq names its product cell division control protein 48 homolog B-like. Lineage: Eukaryota; Viridiplantae; Streptophyta; Magnoliopsida; Poales; Poaceae. Gene Ontology annotation, molecular function: ATP hydrolysis activity; ATP binding. The record is from RefSeq and is a predicted model, not a curated record.